CCCACAACCCCAUCACAUCCAUCACAAUGGCCGUUGGACGCAGCGCUGCUCUCAAGCUCGACUGGACAAAGAUCGGCACGCAGCUGGGCCUUAAAGGCAACACUGCUGCCGCUCUCCAAUCCUUCAAGAAGCGCAACGACGAUGCGCGCCGCAAAGUGACGGUCCUCUCCGAGCAGGCGCAAACCGUCGACUUCCAGCACUACCGCAGCAUCCUCAAGAACCAGGCCAUCGUCGACGACAUCGAGAAGCAAUUCAGCGCUUUCAAGCCCCAGACCUACGACGUGAGCAGGCAGAUCAAGGCGAUUGAGGCCUUUGAGGCACAGGCUCUCCAGAGCGCCGAGCAGACCAAGAGCGUCGUGGACAAGGAGCUGAGCGAUUUGGAGAAGACCCUGAAGAACAUUGAGGAAGCCAGGCCAUUCUCCGACUUGACUGUGGACGAGGUUGCGGCUGCUCAGCCCGACAUCGACAAGCGCACCGAGCAGCUCGUUUCCAAGGGCCGCUGGGCCGUCCCUGGCUACAAGGCAAAAGUUCGGCGACCUUUCCGUCCUCUAAGCAUCUCUUUUCAUAUAGCCAAACCAUGCCCUGUCUGGGUUGUAUUACCACAUAUUGUGAAUAGUUCCCGGAAUGCAAGCAUAGAGUUCGAUGUUCACAGCGAUGCUUUUUGCAUCAGCCCCGGUCUUUGGUCAGUUGACGCCAUGCUAUAG
Parastagonospora nodorum SN15 is the source of this 704-nucleotide messenger RNA. RefSeq lists its product as hypothetical. The coding region runs from base 27 to 704 and encodes 225 amino acids. The record is from RefSeq and is a predicted model, not a curated record. NCBI's taxonomy places the organism in Eukaryota, Fungi, Ascomycota, Dothideomycetes, Pleosporales, Phaeosphaeriaceae. The transcript has 4 exons. Gene Ontology annotation, biological process: proton motive force-driven ATP synthesis. Gene Ontology annotation, molecular function: proton transmembrane transporter activity.